This is a messenger RNA of Ustilago hordei, 1311 nucleotides long. RefSeq lists its product as uncharacterized. Gene Ontology annotation, cellular component: nucleus; chromosome, centromeric region; Ctf18 RFC-like complex. The transcript has a single exon. The record is from RefSeq and is a predicted model, not a curated record. Gene Ontology annotation, biological process: mitotic sister chromatid cohesion; maintenance of mitotic sister chromatid cohesion. Bases 1 to 1311 code for a protein of 436 amino acids. NCBI's taxonomy places the organism in Eukaryota, Fungi, Basidiomycota, Ustilaginomycetes, Ustilaginales, Ustilaginaceae.
AUGACUUCAACGUCUUCAUCAAUAGAGCUAUGCUCAGUCGCACUGCCUCUCACGCAAUAUCACCUGCUCGAAAUCCCGAACGAACUUCUUCGCCUCUUUGACCCCUCCGCCAAGCCCAAAGACGCCGAACCCGCGGCAAAGAAACGCAAAACCGAACCAUCCCGACUCACCAUCAAAGGUCGAUACGAUGACCAAGCAGUCCUCACUACCGACACUCAGACACUAGCACUUCGAGCCGUGUCCCAGUCCAACUCUCUGCUGCUAUGCAGCAUUGAUCCUACCCCACCCUCUUUCUCCUCUUCUGCCGAUGCAGGAUCUAGCAAGCCCGCUCUGUAUUUGCGCAGCAACGUCACCGACACGCUGGAACUCACACCGGUAGUCCCCCGUCUAGAUCGUCUUCUCGGCCUUCUCAAAGCAUCCCAAUACGAAGGAGAAGAAGAAGAAACACCUCGAUCAGCCCCCAACUCUCGCCCAGUACGAAAAUACACCCUCAAACAGCUGAAAAGUAUCGUCCAAGCCAGCCCGGCAGAGCUAGAGGCAGGGUUGGUGCAUAACCACGUAAUUGAGCUUGACGGCUAUAUGCGUCAUUUGUCCCCAACAUGGAUGGUCUCUGUGCUGCAGAUUCUUAUCUCGCAUCUAGAUUUGCAUGCGCUGAUUCCAGACGCUGUGCCGCUGCAAGAAACUGUCGAAGCGUUGGAGAAAGUGCACAGCAUCCGACCGCAAAUCUCAAACGCUAUCCUUACCCAGUUCUUCGGCUCAAAGCUUCCCUCUGAUCCAGCCAAAGUCGCACUCGAUACCAAGACGAUCGUGCUUUAUCUUGGAGUGCAAUCGCUCAAAUCUACAGCACGAAUCGCUAUCCCUUUAUCGGAUUUUAUGGCGACUUGGACCAACGCUUGUCUCUCGUCUGCUGACUUUCUCACCCAUGUCAACCUGGAUCUUUUGUCGGGCUUCUACUUGCUCUCGCCCUCGCCUGUGCCUGGGGUAGCACUCUAUCCGAACGCAGCUUCAGUAAAAAUUCAGUUCUAUUCCCGACUAGAGUUGCCAGCAGACCCAGCCGCCCGUUUCCAGGAUUUGUUCCUAACAAGAGCGGCUUGGCUAGCAGCUGAUUUGCUCCCAUUCAUCAAGGACCUGGCGCUGAACGAUAAGAAAAAGGACAGCCUACUGCUGAAGUUCACAAGAGCAAGUAAGACAAAAGUGUUGGAUUGGGAGUUGAGUGAAGAGGAAAAGAGACAGUGGAACAAGGAGAAGAAGGUAACAGGGAAGAAUGCUUGGAGGGAGGUUGUGAUGUAUUCUGCUCGAGUGAAGUACUAA